CUCAGGAGCGCACAUCCGGGCGGGAGAAUGCGUCAUUAGAACUUCGUUUGAAUGUGUCGUCUCGUAAACUACAUUACUACGUUUCCUGGCGUGUUGUGUGUCGAGCAGCUUUAUUUGCCGUGUUUUCAGGUUUUCUAGUUUUCUAGUGUUCAGCCGAGCGCUCAGCGCGGAUGGAUCCGGCGGAGGAGGACGUGUCUGCUCGGGUGUUGCUGAGAAACGUGCUGCGCUCGCAGCCCUCGCGCUCCCCCCUCACCAGGAGCGUGUCCCGUGAGCAGGUUUUGGGUCUGCGGAGAACCCCCAGAGGAAAGAACAGCUCUGGCCUCCAGACACCACAGCUCACACUCCGACACAAACUCAAACAGAAGCUCCAUGAGACUGCCACCCAGUCACCACUCCCUCCCAGCAAAAGGCCCAGAUCUAUGGGCAGGAAGGGGAAGACUACGGCGGCAUCUUCUGCGCUGUGCGACACGGACGUCACACCUCGCCGCCUGCUCAGAGGCUUCAUCCAGACGGAGGCCGAGGCGUCUUUGCUGCUGUCUGGACAACCUGCACUGCCAAAGGCACACCUGCAACCUGCAGAAACAAGUAACCAUAGCAGCAGACAAAGUGAAGGGGGAAAUGGCUUCGAUUUGCCUGACUUGGCCACAGAGCCACUGAGUCAUGUGAUCAGGGGGAUGAGUCGUAGGAGGCCUGCGCCCACCUUCAGUGUAUCAGCCUUUGAGAAAGAACUGGACCAACAAUCAGGUGAAGGAGAGGAGAAUCAUGAGAACACAGAUGUGACCGAGAACCUUUCAGCUGGGACCAACAGUGUCCUGAGUCUUACCUUGAAGACCCCGUUUGUGAGUGAUUGCACUGAGAGGGCAGGUUUGCAGCGAAAGGCUGCCCAGAGGAAGAAGCCCUCUGUGCAUGAAUUUGACGAGGCUGUAGAGAAACAGCUGGAGAGGCAUCGCAGUGAAGAUUAUACAGUAGUGCAGGCCCGAGGAACUCCUGCCAAUCAGAGUAUCCAGGAGUUCACUCUUGGCUUGAGCAGUGUCGUCAUGAGCAACACGGAACUUUAUGGACAGCUGGCAAGCUCCGCUACUGAGCUGAGAGAGAAGGACGGGGCUUCAGAAAACAGGCGGGAGAAAAGUUUCGAGGCAGAGGCGAAGGGAGAUGAAGAAGUAGAUAAAGAAAAUCUAAACGUUCUAGAGGAUGAUAAACAGAGUGAGCAUGUGAGUGAAACAUCUAAAACUGAACCAGAGCCUCUGCAAGAGAUGGAAUACGCAGAACCAGCAUCUCAGUCACAGGAAGAGAAGGUGCCUUCAUCAGAAGAGAAGGAUGCAGCCACUCUGAGUCCUGAUGAGAGAGCGCUGGCUCCAACUCAGAUGAUGGCUGAGGAAAAGGAGAUGGAGCAGACAGAAGUGGAAGGCAUGGACUGGAGAGGAAGUGUGAACGAGGGCCUCGUAUAUCAACUAUCGGAUAUACAAAUCAUCUGGCGAGACUCCCACUCCGAAGGCGGAGGCAUCCUGCCUGGAGUAACAGCAAGUGGGAGUGGGAGGACGAGUACUGGGGCAGAACUGCAGAGUUUCACUGGCGUUAUUCCAGAGGAGUCCCUUGCAUCGAAGGACCCAAGUCCUAGCCCUCCUCCACUAUCUGUCUGCCCUUCACCUGGGACAUGCCACACCAUCUUAGCAGAAGUGGAUGAUGGGAAGGGUGUUGCUGAAAACAAUGUCAGCAAAUUAGAGAUUAUUGAUGGAGAUGUCAACCAGUCAGAAGACGAGAUGGUGCCAUCUCCCAACCACCUUAGCCCUGCCCCGCACUUUCCAGCGGUUCAGGAAGAGCAGGAGGAUGAGGAAGAUGCACAAAGUGAAGAGCUCUCCAUGCAAACCCCUGCUUUCAUCAGACAAAGAAAAGAGGUGGCAAGUCCCAGUGCAGUGGCUUCACCGAUUGCAUUCAGAACUCUCCCUGGACCUGCCGGUGGGGUGGUGAAGCCCCGCCCCAGACAGAAGCGUCAGACCGAGUCUGAUAAUGUUCUCCCAAAGAGUUACGUUAUGAGCGUUUUUAAACACUUUGCCAAAACCAGGGUGGCCAGUGACGUUUACCCAGUCAUCAAUGACAUACACAUCAGACUCCAGAAGUACUUCAGUCGUCUAGCUGAUGAUUUGGAGGUUUAUUCUGCACAUGCCAAGAGGAAAACCAUUGAAGUUGAGGAUGUUGAGCUCCUAAUGAAGAGGCAGGGUUUCGUGACUGACAGAACCCCACUCACUGUGCUGAUUGAGAAGUUUUUGCCACUUGAGUACAGGAAGCUUCUCAUCCCCGUAGCAACCAGUGGAAAUAAAGUCAUCCCCAGUCAAAAGAGAUAAUUUAAAAACAAACAAAAAAAAAAAACACCACUUCUCUUCCAUAUUUCUUUAGAACAUGUUUUCCCUAAAUAUAAACUUUUUUUUUUUUAUUUUGAAUGGUGUAUUUUUAUUAAGAUAUUUCUUACCUUGGAUUCACUAACGUUACAAAUAGACUGGAGGUGUCACAGUUUUACUUUUCUGAUCAGGUCUGAUGUUAUAUAAUCUUCCCAAUAAACUUGAAGUAUAUUGUUGGUAA
This is a messenger RNA of Electrophorus electricus (electric eel), 2577 nucleotides long. RefSeq names its product centromere protein T (gene cenpt). Gene Ontology annotation, molecular function: DNA binding; protein heterodimerization activity. The record is from RefSeq and is a predicted model, not a curated record. Lineage: Eukaryota; Metazoa; Chordata; Actinopteri; Gymnotiformes; Gymnotidae. Gene Ontology annotation, biological process: chromosome segregation; kinetochore assembly; mitotic cell cycle. Gene Ontology annotation, cellular component: kinetochore.